AUGGCCAACUCGUUCACCCUAACAUUCCUCGGCGAUGUCAUGCUUGCCCGCCUAAUCGACCAACUCCUCCCAAACCCUGUCAACAGCCCUAACGACGCCCGCAACGCCGCCCACUUCCAAUUCAAACACUCAUCUCUCCAACCAACAAAUUAUACCCCCUCCGCGCCAUGGGGAACCACUCUCCCCCUCCUCCGCAAAACUGACCUCCUCCUGAUCAACCUCGAAACCUCAGUAACAACGACCAGCUCACCAUGGCCAAACAAGAAAUUCAACUACCGCAUGCACCCCGCAAACCUCGUCCCCGUUCUCCACGCCGCACAAGUCGACUACACCAGCCUCGCAAACAACCAUACCCUCGAUUACGGCACAGAGGGUCUAAUCGAGACGGUAUGGACAUUGAAGUCUGCCGGGAUCUCUUUUGCAGGCGCCGGCCAGAAUACAGAUGAAGCAUACAAUCCGGCUAUACUCUACCUGCCGCGAUCAUUACAGGAGUAUCGUUCCAAAUGGGUUGCUGGAGAGAAAGUAGUUUCGACGAGGUGGAGUGAGCGCGAAAGAGAAGUGUUUGAUGAUCCCCGGACUGGAUAUGCUGUUCAUGUGUUUUCGGCCUCCGAUCAUCCUGCGGAGUGGGGUGCUACUGUACCUGAAUUCCAUUUCAUUGAUUACUCGACCAGGACGAGGGAGCGUUUGCAGAGAUUGUUGAGGAGUGGUGGGUCGUCGAUACCUGCACUGAAGAUCUUCUCGGUGCAUUGGGGUUCGAAUUAUACGUGGUGUCCGUCUGAGCAGAUACGGUCCCUCGCUCACUUUCUUAUUGAUGAGUGUGGGGUGGACAUUGUGCACGGACACUCAUCGCAUCAUGUACAGGGUGUGGAGAUUUACAAUGGGAAGAUCAUUAUCUACGGAUGUGGGGAUUUCGUGGAUGAUUAUAUGGUGCGGGAGGAUUAUAGGAAUGAUCUUGGUGCUGUGUGGAGGGUGAAUGUUUCGGAGAAUAACCAAGGUCUUGUUCUGGAUCGGUUGGAGAUAUUUCCUACGCGCAUUGAUCGCUUUCAAGCCAAUUUGCUCAAUCCCAGCGAUCAGGAUCAUAAUUGGACGAGGGAUAAGAUUGCAGAAUUAAGUGGGGACUUAGGAACCAUGGUGCAUAGUGAAUUAGGAGAGCAGGGCCAGAUCCUGAUUUAUGCAAGAACCGUGUAG
Molecule: messenger RNA, 1188 nt
Organism: Penicillium odoratum
Lineage: Eukaryota; Fungi; Ascomycota; Eurotiomycetes; Eurotiales; Aspergillaceae
Product: CapA family protein
Exons: 1
Coding region: 1-1188 (395 amino acids)
Source: RefSeq, a predicted model, not a curated record